GGAGGACGGGGCGUGGCUGGACUGGCUCGGGGCUGCGUGGGGCUCACCGAACCCGGGAACGCGGGUGUCGUGGGUGGGAACGCGUAGUCCUGGGACCGCCGAGUCUGGGCGCGGGAGAUGGCGGCGCGAUGGAGCAGCGAGAACGUGGUGGUGGAGUUCCGCGACUCCCAGGCAACUGCAAUGUCUGUGGACUGUCUGGGGCAGCAUGCAGUGCUUUCCGGCCGCCGAUUCCUAUACAUCGUCAGUCUAGAUGCUCCCUUCGAAGGUCACCGAAAGAUCUCACGCCAGAGCAAGUGGGACAUUGGAGCCGUGCAGUGGAAUCCUCAUGACAGCUUCGCGCACUAUUUUGCAGCCUCGAGCAACCAACGUGUCGACCUUUAUAAGUGGAAAGACGGCAGUGGGGAAGUCAGCACGACCUUACAAGGCCACACUCGUGUCAUCAGUGACUUGGACUGGGCAGUGUUUGAGCCAGAUCUCCUGGUCACCAGCUCUGUGGACACCUACAUCUACAUUUGGGAUAUCAAAGAUACACGGAAGCCGACCGUUGCGCUGUCUGCUGUAGCGGGUGCCUCACAGGUCAAAUGGAAUAAAAAAAAUGCUAAUUGCCUUGCCACCAGUCAUGACGGGGAUGUACGGAUAUGGGACAAGCGGAAGCCCAGCACAGCAGUGGAGUAUCUCGCAGCCCACCUCUCCAAAAUCCACGGCCUGGACUGGCACCCAGACAGCGAGCACAUUCUUGCUACCUCCAGUCAAGACAACUCUGUCAAGUUCUGGGAUUACCGCCAGCCUCGGAAAUACCUCAGUAUUCUCCCUUGCCAGGUGCCUGUCUGGAAGGCCCGAUACACUCCUUUCAGCAAUGGAUUGGUGACCGUGAUGGUUCCCCAGCUGCGGAGGGAGAACAGCCUGCUCUUGUGGAAUGUCUUUGACUUGAACACGCCGGUCCAUACCUUCGUAGGCCAUGAUGAUGUGGUGCUGGAAUUCCAGUGGAGGAAACAGAAGGAAGGGUCCAAGGACUACCAACUGGUUACGUGGUCACGGGAUCAGACCCUGAGAAUGUGGCGGGUGGAUUCCCAGAUGCAGAGGCUUUGUGCAAAUGACAUCUUAGAUGGUGUUGAUGAGUUCAUUGAGAGCAUUGCUCUUCUGCCGGAACCAGAGAAGACCCUUCACACUCAGGAUACAGAUCACCAGCACAACUCCAGCCACGGGGAGGAAGAAGUCUUAAAGGAAGACCCCCCAAGCAGUCUCCUGGAAGAGAAGAAAUCAGAGCAGCUGGGCCUGCCUCAGACUCUGCAGCAGGAGUUCUCCCUGAUCAACGUGCAGAUCCGCAAUGUGAACGUGGAGAUGGACGCAGCAGACAGGAGCUGCACAGUGUCUGUGCACUGCAGCAACCACCGCGUCAAGAUGCUGGUGAAGUUCCCUGCGCAGUACCCGAACCACGCGGCCCCUUCCUUCCAGUUCAUUAACCCCACCACCAUCACAUCCACUAUGAAAGCGAAGCUGCUCAAGAUCCUGAAAGACACUUCCCUGCAAAAAGUGAAACGCAACCAGAGCUGUUUGGAGCCCUGCCUGCGCCAGCUCGUCUCCUGCCUUGAGUCUUUUGUGAACCAAGAAGACAGCGCUUCCAGCAAUCCCUUCGCGCUCCCGAACUCUGUCACGCCACCCCUACCGACAUUUGCCCGGGUGACCACCGCCUACGGGUCCUACCAGGAUGCCAAUAUUCCCUUUCCCAGGACCUCGGGGGCCAGAUUCUGCGGGGCAGGGUACCUGGUGUAUUUCACAAGGCCCAUGACGAUGCACCGAGCGGUGUCUCCGACUGAGCCUACUCCGAGGUCUCUGUCAGCUUUGUCUGCCUAUCAUACCGGCUUGAUUGCGCCCAUGAAGAUCCGCACAGAGGCCCCUGGGAACCUCCGUUUGUACAGCGGGAGCCCCACGCGCAGUGAGAAGGAGCAGGUCUCCAUCAGCUCCUUCUACUACAAGGAGCGGAAAUCAAGGAGAUGGAAAAGUAAGCGUGAGGGAUCGGACUCUGGGAAUCGACCAAUCAAGGCUGCUGGGAAAGUGAUCAUUCAGGAUAUUGCCUGCCUUCUUCCUGUUCACAAGUCAUUGGGAGAACUAUACAUAUUGAAUGUGAAUGAUAUUCAAGAAACAUGUCAGAAGAAUGCCACUUCUGCCUUGCUUGUUGGAAGGAAGGAUCUCGUCCAGGUUUGGUCGCUGGCUACAGUAGCUACGGAUCUUUGCCUUGGUCCGAAGUCUGACCCAGAUUUGGAAACACCCUGGGCUCGACAUCCAUUUGGGCGACAGCUACUGGAGUCCCUGCUGGCUCAUUACUGCCGGCUCCGGGACGUGCAGACGUUGGCUAUGCUCUGCAGUGUGUUUGAAGCCCAGUCUCGGCCGCAGGGGAUACCAAACCCCUUCGGGCCUUUUCCCAGCCGCUCAUCUAACCUUGUGGUGUCCCACAGUCGAUACCCCAGCUUUACAUCCUCUGGUUCCUGCUCGAGUAUGUCCGACCCAGGAUUCAACACUGGUGGCUGGAACAUAGUGGGAAGAGAGACAGAGCACAUAUCUUCACCCUGGGGAGAGUCCUCACCAGAAGAAAUCCGAUUUGGGAGUCUGACCUACAGUGAUCCUCGUGAGCGAGAGCGUGACCAGCACGAUAAAAAUAAAAGGCUUCUGGACCCCGCCAAUACCCAGCAAUUUGAUGACUUUAAGAAAUGCUACGGAGAAAUCCUCUACCGCUGGGGUCUGAGGGAGAAACGAGCUGAAGUGCUGAAGUUUGUUUCCUGCCCUCCUGAUCCUCACAAAGGAAUCGAGUUCGGUGUGUACUGCAGCCACUGCCGGAGUGAGGUCAGGGGCACGCAGUGCGCCAUCUGCAAAGGCUUCACGUUCCAGUGUGCCAUCUGCCACGUGGCCGUGCGAGGGUCGUCCAACUUCUGCCUGACCUGUGGGCAUGGGGGACACACCAGCCACAUGAUGGAGUGGUUUCGGACCCAGGAGGUGUGUCCCACCGGGUGUGGGUGCCACUGCCUGCUUGAAAGCACUUUCUGAACUGACAGCCCGUGGGAGUUGUGGGAAAUCCCAGAGAACCCGUCAUUGCCGGUUGACAAGCUCUCUGCCAGGAGAGAGACUCCAGAACCCACCCCUAACUAGACAGGGAUGUGCUCUCCUCAGAGGCUGACGCGGUGCCAGCUCUUCAUGAGCCUUUGCUUCUCUUUUGUUGGCUGUUGGUGGCAUGGAUGUCGGUGGAGGAGGACACGGGCAGGUGGAAGUUUUCUUGGAGAAAAGCACCUGCCUCCAGAGCCGUGUUUACCUUUAAGACGACAGCAUCCUUUCUGAUGCCAUCAGAGAGAUCAAGGUUGGUUGCAAAGGACAGUCUCCUGAGCCAAAGGACCGUGGACAAAUGGGCCUGUGACAUAAGUUUAUGCAUUUAUGACCUGAUGGACUGUGGCCUUUUAAAAUAUACUUAAGUUAUAAAUAUGUAAUGUACUUAAGGAUCCUUAAGAUGUAUUUUUCUGUUUGUUAUUUCUCUUCCAGCUAUUCUCCCUUGGCUAAUAAAAUUCUAGUCAUCGCUUGAAAAACAAAGAGAUGAGG
Messenger RNA from Lagenorhynchus albirostris (white-beaked dolphin), 3585 nucleotides. RefSeq names its product WD repeat domain 59 (gene WDR59). The record is from RefSeq and is a predicted model, not a curated record. The coding region runs from base 118 to 3042 and encodes 974 amino acids. The transcript is spliced from 26 exons. NCBI's taxonomy places the organism in Eukaryota, Metazoa, Chordata, Mammalia, Artiodactyla, Delphinidae. Gene Ontology annotation, molecular function: protein binding.